AUGAAGAGUCCGCGCUGCAGCCCCACGCGAGAGGUGACCCACGUUUUCGAACACCAAAUCGACAUGGAACGGAAGCUCGACAGAUACAGGAAAAGUCUGUCAAUGCGCCCUGAUUUCAACCUCCUUGAUUUCUGGAGGCUGUUCGACACAACUAGCAAAGGAUAUUCGACCGCGAGAGAAGUUGUCGAUGCCAUGAAUGCCCUUCACGUCCAUGUCUCUCCCCACGAGGCGCACUUGUUCAUCAAACACUACUCAAAAGCAGCAGACGGCAAAAUCCGCUACGUCGACGUUUGUAACGCUUUCAUGCCAAAGGACCAACGCUACGCUGACAUCAUGCAGAACCGGCUCCCUGACUACAGGCAGUACCAAUGCAUAAGCCCCCAGAAGCAUAUGUCAGCUGAAACGCGAGAUCUUGUCGCCGAGGUCUUUCAUCUCCUAGUUGUGUCUGAGGUGCAGUCGGAGUCCAUGAGGCAUCAGUUCGCAUCUCAGAAUCUGUGGCAAACAUUCAAGCUACUCGACAAAGACAACGACGGCUAUAUCACUGUAGACGAGUUCAAGAGCGCCCUCAGGGACAACAACAUCUAUGCGUCUGAGAACGAUGCUAAGGCCCUGCUUGCUCGCUAUGACACGUCUAUGGACGGGCGCGUUUCCUAUGCCGAGUUCGUCAAUGAGUUGGGCAUCACUCGAUGCCCGCGGAAUCUUUGCAAAUUUGCUUGUACCUGCCCCAUUUAA
Besnoitia besnoiti is the source of this 732-nucleotide messenger RNA. Its product is annotated as EF hand domain-containing protein. The record is from RefSeq and is a predicted model, not a curated record. Gene Ontology annotation, molecular function: calcium ion binding. Bases 1 to 732 code for a protein of 243 amino acids. NCBI's taxonomy places the organism in Eukaryota, Apicomplexa, Conoidasida, Eucoccidiorida, Sarcocystidae. The transcript has 3 exons.